Entrophospora candida is the source of this 161-nucleotide messenger RNA. NCBI's taxonomy places the organism in Eukaryota, Fungi, Glomeromycota, Glomeromycetes, Entrophosporales, Entrophosporaceae. The record is from the annotation of a GenBank genome assembly.
AUUGUAGUAAAAAAGUGACAGUUGGUACCAUUAAAGUAAUUUCUAAUUAUUUUACUUUCAUGUGGCUAUCUGGUGACAAAGAUAGACAUAUAGCAGCAUAUGAAAUACCUAAUUUUGGGAAAUCAAAAAAUAUUCAAUUUUUGAUAUUAAAAAACUUCUGA